AUGAUACUGAGUUUUCGUUACACAACAGGCCGAAGGAGUGUGAUCCCAAUUAUUUCAGGAUCGGGGAGACGAAAUGUGAACCCUGUGAUCCCGGAAAGUACGGAUUUAAUUGCUCUAUACCGUGUCCAGAUAAUACCUAUGGUCGUUUUUGCUAUGGGACAUGUAACUGCACUCCUGACGAAUUGUGUGAUCGAAAAUUUGGAUGCUUGAGCAACAGUUCCAAUUUCACUACAGCUGAUUCCAAGAGAAUGAUUGGUGUUGAUACAAACUAUUUCCCGGAGAAGCUUACAAUGUUUUUAUUGGUUUCCUUGGCGUCAGUGGUCAUUUUCAGUGUCCUUUGUUCCAUUUUUCUCAUAAGAAUUAGUAAAAGGCAUUACAAACGAGAAUUGCAACGAAUGAUAAGUAAUGUAUCGGAAGAGAGAUCUGAUGCUGUACAUGAAUACUUUGGUUAUGACACCAUGGACUCGAUGUCUGCCAUUCCUCGACUUCCUUCUGCCAACACAUACGAUCACAUCGACAGAGGGGAAUACAACAUUUUAACUCUUUCACAGAGGGCGUAUGCUGGUGACGCAAAUACCUCUCCUGUGACGUCAUUUCACAGACAGAAUUCAAAAACAGAGAUGAAUGAUAAUAAACGCUUCGAAAUUGAUAUUGAACCAGAAUGUUUGGUAAAUCUAUUUCAAGAAGAAAACGAUCAUUUAUUGAACGAUGGAAUUGAAUCACAAACAAUAUCCAAACUAUAGUGUAACUGGGUUUUACAAAUUAUUGUAAAGAAUACAAGCAUAUUCUCUUAGGAUGAUCGAAGUCUAAAUGUAAGUCCGGUGAAGUUUUCGAAAAAUUAAAAUGGAUGAAAAUUCAACCACUUUGCCCUUCCUCUCUUUUAUGUUCAUCGUUAUAUAGUUCCCAACAACUUAAUUACUGGUGCCAAUAAACAACUUCCUUGUUCCCAAUUAAUAAUUAAUUUUUGUUAUUAAUAACUAUGCAUACUUUUAUCGCACAUCCUGAAAAAAAUAAUUAGCAUUUAAUUUUUAUUCAUCAAAUUUAAUUUCUGUGUUAUCCAGAAAGGCUAGUUUGUUUCAUGUAUUUCAACAAACGCAAUUAAAGUCGGCAAUUUGUAAAUUCUAUUGUUGUUAUAAUUACCUUGAUUGCAAAUAUUAUACAAUUAUGGACUCUUGUGAUGUUGAAUAUGGUUUGUUAUUCACCAGAAAAGCAUCAAUUUUGACCGAGGCGCAUUAUUUUAAUUGUAUUUUAGAGGAACCGAGACUCUGUUCUAAUAUAGGUAAUCCAACUUAUUCUCACAGCUCCUUUUCUUAGGAUGAAAUUCUUCAAAUCAUGACAGUUAGAAUAUUUUUAAUAUUCCUAAAAACAGGAAUGAAUUUAAAUUGCCAUAUCUAUAUUGGAUUCCAAAAGGCCAUAAAAAUCCUUACAAACAAAUAUACAUCGCGUGUACCAGGAAAUGUUCUACAAAGCCCUUUCUUUACUCCUCACUCAAUUAUAAGCAGUAGUGAAGGAGAAACUUCAAGAGUACUGUGCACCAAUAUUCUCAAGAAGAGGCGUAAAUCAGAUGUGGAUAUCUAAAAAUUCCAAGGAACUUUUGGAAAAUAUAUUUAAAGUCACAAUAUACUUAAAGUCAUUUUUAUUUUAGAUCUCAAAACGUCACAAAAAUCCCUAGAACCAAAAUUCCUAGCGGGUUCUUGUAAAUGUUCUACCAAGCCUUUUUCUCUACUUCUCACAAGAUAUUGACAGUAGUGAAGGAGAAACUUCAAGAGGACUGUGCAACAA
Saccostrea cuccullata (small rock oyster) is the source of this 1782-nucleotide messenger RNA. RefSeq lists its product as uncharacterized. The record is from RefSeq and is a predicted model, not a curated record. The transcript is spliced from 5 exons. The annotation marks the transcript as partial. NCBI's taxonomy places the organism in Eukaryota, Metazoa, Mollusca, Bivalvia, Ostreida, Ostreidae.